This is a messenger RNA of Brassica oleracea var. oleracea, 1945 nucleotides long. RefSeq names its product oligopeptide transporter 1-like. Lineage: Eukaryota; Viridiplantae; Streptophyta; Magnoliopsida; Brassicales; Brassicaceae. The transcript has 5 exons. The coding region runs from base 1535 to 1945 and encodes 136 amino acids. The record is from RefSeq and is a predicted model, not a curated record. Gene Ontology annotation, biological process: transmembrane transport. Gene Ontology annotation, molecular function: oligopeptide transmembrane transporter activity.
UUUUUUUGUCAACUGAAGCUUGUUAUAGCAAAAUUACUCUCCAAAAAUGGAGUAGAGGUUCCAUACAACUGAAAAUACAGCCAAGAUGGCAAAAGGAAAUGUUGCAACAAACGCAAAACAUAAUGUAAAAGCAUGAUAGAUAGAAGGAAUCUUGACGCAAAUACCACACAGAAUGUAGAGAAGUCCUCGAUUAUCGACGUCAAUGUUGGUGAUGAGCGUAAGGAUGCCAUGUAAACUAGCAAGCACACACGAUGCUUCUAAACCCGAAAUUGUAACCAACGAUGUCACGAAGUCACGUGGAUAAUACGGGAGGCCUUCCGACAAGACCUUGAGAACACAUCCAUCCUGUAGUAAGGAGGAGGUAGAGGAGCAUAACCGAAUUGUACCGUUACGUAGGGAGACUUCAUAUGCUUCGACACAUAGCUUGCUCAUUUCACCGAGAAAUGAGAAAGGAAGUCUAGUAGCAAUAAAGUAGACUUGAUUCUCUGUAAAAGGACCGAAACUCUCCACAAAGGAGUAAUAUUUCAAACACAAACACGACCAACUAGAGACGGUAAACUUGAGAACUACCAAGGCAAAACGAAUUGCAGUUGUAAUUAACAGAGGUUUAGGAGUUCGUCCAAAGAGACUGCUCGAUCUAUUACCAGCCAGAGAAACGCAAUAAACUUGGGCUACAAGCGGGAGAUAGACUAAAUAAUCAUAAUCUUCCCAAAGGAGAACAAAGGAAGCCGGAUAACAGCCGGAAAGGAAGCUGCAUAAAGCAGUAAUGUUUCGAUUGAAACUGAGAGACAAACUCACACAGGUUGGAGUAAUGGUAACCAAGGCAUUCACAAAUCGGGAACAUGCCAGAUUCAGCCCAGAUGAAGGAGAAAUGGCAUGGGAGAGACCGAGCACUGACCAAGCGAGAAGGUUUGAAGGUCCAGAGAAUCUAGGAAAUCCAAAGUCGCACCACGAGCAAAACCGGUUUCAGGGAAGGUCUCACAGAGGAGAGCUUUGGUAACUUCUUGGUAAUGGUGAGAAGCGUUAGACAGCGAUGUAUCUGGAGAAGCGGCGGCGAAAGACGGUGAGUUCGCAGAUAAAUCCGGCGAGGAGGCGUAAACCAGUGAUGGGAUACCACGGUUGUCCUGCGACGAACUCUUAUGAGUAGAGUCGGGUCUUUCCACGGCCAGAUCUGAACUCGAAGAGGCACCAAAGAGAUGAGAGUGGAUGAAGCUUUUAGCGAGAAAACAGUAGAAAAUUACAUCGUAGUGGAGCUGGAGGAACACAUAAGAGCUUAGAUGUCGACGCCGGCGGCCAGAGGCACCACCGGCGUCAAGAUGUGGAACUUGCGGCGGCUCCUCGAUUCUCGUGUCUAGGAGAGUUUUAGGGCGAACCUCCUCAAUCGAUAUAUAAGUUUAGAGGGGAGCUUAUAUAGUUUAUUUUCUUAGUAGGCUGAGCUACGUACGAAUGUGUUUUAGCAAAAAUAAAUUGAAAAAGGUAUUCAUGCGUUUUAGGAAAUUGAAGAAUAAAGAUGAGGAUGGAGUAGUUGAGAACAAUGAAGGUCUGGCUCAGGCUUUGUUGGGAAGCUGCAAUGAUUGUGCAAGGCAGCUCCAAGCUUCUUCUUCAGGAAAAAGGGAAUGAACGACUGUGUUUAAUGAUGAAGUUUCCGUUCUAUACUUCGCAAACCUUUGAUCAUGCUGGACAUACCGAGAAGGACUUUGAUAUCAAUCUAGAUGCUUACAACGGUUACAGCAAGCUCUAUUUGAGUUUGAUGUUUGCUUUGCUCUAUGGACUCAGCUUUGCUUCUUUUUUAUCUCAUGUCGCCCUCUAUGACGGAAAGUUUAUAUGGGGGAUGUGGAAGAAGGCAACGACAGCAACAAAAGACAAUUUCGGAGAUGUGCAUUCAAGAUUGAUGAAGAAGAACUAUCAAGCGGUACCUCUGACCCAGAUCAGAGGUUUCUUCUAA